UAGGAAAAUGCAUGCACGAAGGAAAGCUAAUGGAUCACGAUGAAAUCAUCAGAAAGGAGGACCCCUGUGAGUCAUACCGUUGCGACACUCACCGGAAGACGAUGCUGGUUGACCUCUGCCAUUACGGCCUCUACCAGAAGGCACCCCCUGGUUGCGUUCUGCGCAAACGGACCGGUGAUUUUCCUGCCUGCUGCCCAUGGCCCGACUGCAAAGCUGCCGAAAGCAUCGAGGGAAGCGAAAGCGACUCAUUGUCUGCAAACGGAACGACUACGGACGAGGCAGUGACGGAUGUUUCUGACCUUAUCAUCCCCGCCAGCCAACACAAUACUAACAAACAAGACUCGAAUGAAACGCCAUUAAGAGCUUCUGAUGCAUCGCUUGACCAGCUGAGCUCUACAACUACAAAUGCACCCAGUUUGUCGGGACAUACGGCAGAGUCAGAUUCCGACCAUGUGACUACUCCGGCUGAAGCAGCAUCUUAAAAAUUGUAUUCGCAAGUGCCAGUAUUGCAUCCACUUUUUACACUUUAAAUUGUAACAUAUCUGAGUGGCUUAGCUUCCUCGAAUUUUAUAGAAUUUUACUGGAUAAACUUCAGUUAAAUGAAUUCAAGCAAACAACUAGCGAAUUGGCCGGCAUUGAUGGCAAUAUCGGUUUUGGACUUGCGUAGAUUUUUUACUUAAGGAAUCUUGUUCUUUCAAUUAUAAACCACAGUAUUUAUUUUGUUACUAUUCCCACUCAACUACAAACCACAAUUUUGCAUCCAUUGCACUAAAAUGGAGUAUGUAACAAAUUUAAUAAAAAUUAUAGCCUGAUCGCCAUUGUCCUAGCAUAAUCGAAAUUCUGGAAAGAAUUUGGAAGGCGAUUUAACCUCUAGACGAGGUCGAUUAAAGACAGUGGCUUCUUGAGCGACACAAGGAGACAAUGAGUCGGAGUACGGCACUCUACCGCAUUACGCCUUGCGUGAGGGGAGUCAAAGAGCGUCGGGCUGCUCACAUCGUUUCUGUCCAACUUUCUGGGUCGGCCCACAUUUGCAGGGAGCUAAUGUUCACGGGAUCAAUUUGGAGUGAUUGCGUGCGGCACUCUAUCGCGUCAACCCUCCUGUCAGCGGAGUAGGAUGAGCGUCAUACUGGUUGCCUAAGUUAUUUACUAGACUAUCUUCGAGAUAAGCCACCACUUUAGAGCGCAGCUCCUAGGCGCCCGUUCCUUCACUGAGCGUCACCGUACCUCGGCGUCCCUCGUAACCCGAUCGAACUAAAAUCCCGAUAUAAUAAAAGUACCGCCAUCUACUCUUUCCUCCGCCACCUCCUCUCCUAAAGCGCUUGCUUUUUUCCUUACUUUUUGCUUGCGAAAGCCAUGUCGACGGUGGCGCACCUAGAAAGUCCACGUUGAAGCUUUCAGGCCGGGCGCGCGCCGCCGCCGCCGCCGGCGACUGCGGCUGCGCAGAGGACUUUCAACAUGGCUGUGAGGCGGAAAAAAAAAGAAAAUAUAAAGAAGUGAAGAGCGCGCGCUAUCAUCGUCCAAUCGGAGAUACAGGAGAGAGAGAAGCGGCGUUUAUCAAAGGAUGGCGGUACUUUUCUUAUAUAGGGAUUUUAGAUCGAACGAGCACAGCGAAAGAUCAAAGCGAACGCGGAGCGCAGCGGGAGAUGAAAGAAAGCAUGAGGCGGAAAGCGGAGGGGAGAUGACCUGUGCAUGCGCUGAGUUGGCGCCGCGUGGGCGAUCUCAUCUGCGCUUCGCAGGGGGGGAUGGCAGGUAGAGAGGGCUACGCUCAUCUGCGGCGUCAGCUGCUGAGGGUAGUUCAGGGUACCAGUGUGUGUUAUGGGGAUCACUUCUCCUGCAAGCGGCGAUGGGGAGCGGCUACGAACGCUCAAUGUGACGCUCCCUUGGGUGUUGUCGCCGCUGACACUAGUUGCACGAUUUCCCCGCAAAGGGCGGCUCUCAUCGUUGGUGGAACGAAAGCGUGCAAAGAAAAGCGUAGUGUCACGCAAGACGGGUUGGGCGGCGACGAUGGCUACGAUAUGGUGCCAGACUAGUGCGCGGUCUGUCUGCGGCGGCUGCUGUGAAUCGCACCCACGGGCUGCCUCUCGCGAUCUCCCAAGUAGCGAGGCCGUCGCGCCACACUUUGCUCCGUUUGCUAUGUGCCGCAUGAGACAGAUUGUCCGCGCCGUCAACACUACUCACAGCGUUCCCUUCCUAAUAAAAACUGUGUACCUAUAUAAGCAUCAUACAAAAUAUUGACACGCGAAAUGAAAACACGAAUAGAGCUGCGCUCGAAUUUUGCAUUAGGAAAUAUCGUAAUCGUCAAGGAAUUUUUUUACACUGCAGAUAGCCACGCUGAUAGUCCGCACCUUUAGACUGCACAUACAUAGGUCAACGACUCAAAUUUAAAAGCGAAGCUUUAUAUGGCUAGGCGAAAUGAAAAAGCGUCUGUCCGUCGCCUGUGUACUGCAAACUAUUGUUAUCAGCAUUGGCUCGAGCGUCAUCGUCUUCUUCCGCAGCUCGCUCAUUCGAGCCUCGGGUUGCGCUCGUGUUCCUGCUCGGCACGCGGUCAUGCCACUGCUCUCGCGUUCGUCGUCGUCUUCUACGUGCAAAUUGUGAAUGCGCCUCCUGGCUAUCCCUGACAGUCAGGGGAUGUGUAAUCGCCUCGACCUUCUCUCUCUUUCCUUUCUCUUUUCUUUCUUCUUUACAUCCCCCGCCCUUUCCCCAAGGCGCUGAGUCGUGCUCCCUAAAGGGCUGCAGAAAAUACCGCCUCUUCCUCUUUACAACCAAAAUCUCUACCACAGCUGGCUCUGUUGCCGCUGAUCAUUCUAGCGUGUAAUUUCACUUCUCUUCUGUCGUCAUAAUGGGGAGACCGCGUUUACGGGGGUAUGAGCCAUGCAUUAUUUUUGAAAUAAAUAAAAUUGUCCUACGUAACGGACAGAUGACAGGGUGUAUACCGCAGCAAAUCCUCGCGCAUUGCACUCACGUCAUCGGAUGUGCGGUGUCACGAUGACGUUAUGGAACGCUGAUCGGAAGGUGUUGAGAUCAAUGUCAGUGAACCGUCCCUCGUCGUGACGGGUCAGCUUGAAUGCGGCAUGAACUAUCGUACCCCCUACUGCAGUAACCAUGUCUUCGGCAUAGUUGACUCUUGCCAUGGCAAGAAUCUACCACUAUCCACAGAAUGCACAUCUCGUUAAUUACAAGGGCACAUUCCAGUAAACAUAAAGUUGAUGACAAAGAGGACGGUUAGGUAUAGGACAAGCUUCGCUUAUCAUCCAUCUUCACGGAGUGGAAGGGCCGACAAUUUUUUUCAUGCACUAUCUUCGAGCCAGCCCACAAGAAAACUAGCAGUAAUUCGCUAUCACUACUUCACUACUGCCUGUUAUGAGUGGCUUUUUAAACGCGUCUAUUGGUACAUUACAUAAGCAUUGUUUCCUACCGGGUAGAAUAACGCAGGUCCCUACCGAUAACUUUUUCACGUUUAAACGAUUCUCUGGAAUGCAAUAUGACUGCAUGGGCAUUGUUUUUUGACUAUCCACAAAUAAUUUCAUAGUGUAGGCUAUGCACUGGUAUUAUUCAAACCUUUUGGCUAGGGUUGCACGGCUCCUUCCUUGUCUCCUGAAAAAUUUAUUAUUGGACAGAGGUCAAUAUGUUUCAUUAGAAAAGUCUCAAUGCGUGCUUUCAGAAAUCACGUCUGGAGGUCUCGAAGCAUAACCAUCAAACGGUAUUUUAAUUUACAAUUUAUGGCAUUCACCUUCCCGUAGUGGAACCUGUUUCUGUUAGUAUCACUGCGUUUCUAUAAACAGACGACACCAUUCGUGUAUCCCCAGCGCCCAACGGUUCACAUGCAAUCUCGUUGCUUCAAGUUGGGACAUACAGGGCUAUGUAUUUGCUCGUAGGUAACGUCAUCAGUGCAAGAACGCCAAAAAUGCAGUUUAUACGUUUUCAUAAUUCUUCAAUGAAAGUGCAUUUAGACCACCGGUUUCCUUAAACACGUCCGUCUGUUCUACUUGCACUUGCAACCCCACUCCUUACGCAUCUCUGUCGAGUAUCUUGACACAAGCUUCGAUAGCGAUCUUAUAUGUAACUGGGUCUGGAAUAAAUUUUCCGUAAACAUCGAUCCCUGUCUCGUAUGCUUUACCCCAUUGCCUUCUUAAUGCCUUUGUCCAUGCGCUAAGCGAAUGUCAUGCUUUUUAUACAGUGUGUGGCGGUAUAGACUUACAGUUUACGGGCAUUGUCCUGUGCGUUCGCAAGAGUAAGCUAUUUCAUUUUUUUUUCAAAUU
This is a messenger RNA of Dermacentor silvarum, 4259 nucleotides long. RefSeq lists its product as uncharacterized. NCBI's taxonomy places the organism in Eukaryota, Metazoa, Arthropoda, Arachnida, Ixodida, Ixodidae. The record is from RefSeq and is a predicted model, not a curated record. Bases 12 to 482 code for a protein of 156 amino acids. The transcript has 3 exons.